UGCAUGGAUUUCUCCUCCAAAUAUAGUGUGUAGAGAGAGAGAGAGUGUGUGUGUGUGCGUGCGCGAAAGAGUGAUGAGAGGGAGAGAGAAGAAAACGCUUUCUCUUUUAAUUUUUCUUCUCUGGCUUGUUCCUCGCCAUCAUUAGCAACAAAGAUCUUGUUCUUGCUGGGGAAUUCCGCUAAAUCUGUAAUGGGUUCUUCUCCGAUCACUGGGAAAAGCAAGAAAAUUAUAUGAUCCAGUUGAGUUUUCGCAUCAGAUUUGAGCUUCUAUCCAUUUUCUGAUCUGGGUUUGUCUUACCUAUUCUUUGGGCUGCUCUGUUGCAUUAGCAUUGGGAUUGUUUCACUUCCGACGACAUAAAAAAGAAUUGGAGCAUUCUUCAAGAUUCUCUCCUCGGAUUUGAACUUGUUUUUGCUUCUUAAUUUGAUCUCUUCCUUCUUUAUUGAUUUGAAGUCCGACCAAUGGAGGAAGAUCAAGAACCGAAGCACAUGUGCAAAUUCUGCAACAAGAGCUUCCCCUGCGGUAGAUCCUUGGGAGGUCACAUGAGGUCUCAUAUGAUCUUAAAUUCAGCUGAAACGGACGAAAAGCUUAGCAGGAGGAAGCUCUUAUCUGCUAACAAUGGCGGCGGAAAUACUAAUGCAGAGGACGGCUUUGAUGGUGGAACUCACGCUAAUUACGGCCUGAGAGAGAACCCCAAGAAGAACUGCAGAUUCGCAGAUUCAAAAGAUGAAACUUCACUCAGUGGCAAGCUCUGCAAGGACUGUGGGAAAGGGUUCCAAUCGUGGAAAGCUCUGUUUGGUCACAUGAAAUGCCAUUCGGAGAAAGAUAGGGUCUCUAACAGCUUGGAGGAAGAUUCAUGGAUCAGUGCUAACCAGAAGCUGGUUAAGGACAGCCAAUCAGACAAUGAGACUGAGGCCGCAGCACCCAAUCGAAGGAGGAGAUCAAGAAGGAUAAAAAGGUAUAUGACCACUGCAACCUCCUCUUCUUUCUCUUUUGCUAAUGCCUCUUCCUCUGUUUCCGAGAUUGAGCAAGAGCAAGAAGAAGUCGCCAUGUGUUUGAUGAUGCUUUCCAGAGACGUGGGUCACUGGGGUGGUUUGAAUUCUGACCCCGACUCCUCGGAUAACAGUUCUAUGUGUUUGGGAGAUCCAUCUCUGCUUCCAACUGAUAAGAUUACCAUAAUUGAAGGUAAGAGUGGUGGUGAGUUUGUGAGCUUGAAGAAACAGAGAGAGGGGAGGUUGGAAUGCGAAACUCUGGAUUCUGAGUUUCUUCAGUUAGAUGAGCAAAAUUGUGCUUCUGGGUUGCCGAAAAAUGGGCGGAAAAGGAUCAAAUCGAAGGCUGGUGUUGAUGCGUUUCUCAGAAGUGACAAGAUUAAGCACACCAAAGUGGACGGUGGAUGCACUUUCGAGGCUUCUGAAGUUGGAUUGGGGAAGAAUUUGAUGAAGGAAGCUGAACUAGAUCAAGCUGAACUGUACGCCAGUAAGUAUAAUUCAAGAAAGAGGAAGUUUCAGGAUUCCUACUCAACUGUAUUGGGAUCAGAUUCCUCAAAGAAAAGAACUAGUGACAAUGCCUUCGAAUCUGAAUUGUGCAAGAGUUCUCAUCACAAGAGGAGCAAAUUUGAGUGUACAACUUGCAACAAGGUUUUCCACUCUUACCAAGCUCUUGGAGGUCACAGAGCUAGCCACAGAAAGAUCAAAGGCUGCUUCGCUUCGCGAAUAGAAAGCAGCGAGACUAGCAUCGAGACUGAAGUCUCCCCAGACGCUGUGGAUGAUGAGAACUCCAUUGAUCAUGAUGCGGCCAUUGGCUGCGUCGAGAAGGUGGAGAGUAGUCACAGGUUGAAGAAGGCCAAGGGGCAUGAGUGCCCAAUUUGCUUCAAGGUUUUUUCCUCCGGCCAAGCUCUGGGAGGCCACAAGAGAUCUCACUUGGUUGGGGGUUCUGAGGUCAAGAACCAUCAAGCCAUUGUAAUUCAGGAACCCAUUCCGGAAAUUCGGGACCUUCUUGAUCUCAAUCUUCCGGCUCCUACGGAUGAAGAAGAGAGCAAUGGCAAUGUUGGGUUCAAGCCAUGGUGGGCUGGAAGCAGCCACAAGCACGAGUCGCUUGUUGGUCUGAUCUCAAACUGAUUCUCCAAGUCCUGGCCAUGUUUCAUGAAUGAUUCAAGAGUGUACAGAUUCAAAGUAUUUCAUUAAUUCUUUACAGAUUCAAGAAUUUGCCAAGGUAAUAGUUCCUAUACUUCCAUUUGCUGCUUAAGAGCUUAUAGCCCCUAAGUAGUCAUUUCCUAUUCAAAAAAAUUUUCCCUGUCAUUCCUUUUUGGUUUUGUUCUUCAUUUUGGUCAGAGAAUAAAUCUUCACUUCUGGCCAUUGAUCUGUUUCACAUAGGAACUCCAAUACUGUAAUUGAGUUUCAUGUUACUUCUUGAUAUUCAACUUCUAUAAGAACUAGAUUUUUGUUCA
Malania oleifera is the source of this 2443-nucleotide messenger RNA. RefSeq lists its product as uncharacterized. NCBI's taxonomy places the organism in Eukaryota, Viridiplantae, Streptophyta, Magnoliopsida, Santalales, Ximeniaceae. The transcript has 2 exons. Bases 459 to 2114 code for a protein of 551 amino acids. The record is from RefSeq and is a predicted model, not a curated record.